UCAGAAGGGAAAUCCCGGAGGUGAAGGCAUUGCAGAGAAGAAGUAAAAGAAGGAAGUGUCUGUGUGACAAGAAAGCCACUUAAUAAUGAAAAAAUUCACGCUGUUUGAUUUUGUAAAUGAUAAUUCACUGCAAAUUGGAGAGACUUCAUGGAUACAGGACCUUCCCUGUGAUGACAAUGAACUAGAAAGACUUCUGAAACCUAAUGAGCAUGUACUAGUAAACUGGCCUGUGGGAGAAAGAAAGACAGAGAAGCACCUGGUUAAAGUUGUGUACAUGAGUGAUGACCCCCAAGAGCUGGUGGAAAUGAUGCAAAAGAUAUUACGAGCAGAUGAAAUCACAAAAAUACAAGUCCUUGGAAAAGGCAAGAGGAAGAGGAUAGAAAUGAUAUUCUCAGAAAGUGAGGACAGUGACUUGGAUAAAGAAAAGGGGAAGAUGAUGAAACAUAUAAAAAGAAAGAAAUCAUUGCAGGCAUCUGCUCCUGCCAACAUCCUGAGUCAAUUUGAAACAUCUUUAAUUAACAAACAGAGAGAACCAUAUUCAGGAAGCAACUUUCUAUAUAGUGAAAGUAGCAGUGAUGAUGAAGAGCCUUUAUUUCAACUCUCCAAGGUAGAACUAUGUGCCAAAAUUAAAAGUCUCAAGAGGAAGCUGACAGAUACCAUGAGAGAAAACUGCCGCCUCAGGCAGUCCCUGGUGAUGCUUCAAGUGUUGCCACAGGCAGUUACUCAUUUUGAGGAGCUGGUAGGAAUGGCUGAAGCACUGCUCAAAGGGGGAGUGACGUCAUCUACGUCCAGUCUGCAUCCACAUGCUGUUUGGAAGGCAUCUCACAAUCCAUUAGCAGAUUCCUAUGCAGCUAUGCAUAGUAACUCCAGCUCACCAGUAACUUUGAAUGUGGAAGAUGAGGAGCAACAGACUGAAAAACAGUUCAAGAUCGAAAAGUGGCAGAUUGCACUUUGUAACAAGAGCAAACCUCAAAAAUUUAUAAACGACUUGAUGCAAGCACUUUAUACACAUGAAUACAUGGCUACACACAGCCUGACAGGUGCAAAGUCUUCCUCUUCAAAGGAUAAAGCGGCAAAACCAGCUAUGAAUCAGAAUGAAGUUCAGGAAAUCAUAGGAAUCACGAAACAGUUGUUUCCAAACACAGAUGAUGCUUUAAUUAGGCGAAUGAUGGGACAAAAACUGAACAACUGCACCAAGAAGCCAAUUUUAAGCAAAGAUCUUAACUCAGGUGCUUUUCAGAAACAUAGCUUUUGUGGUUCAACAGCUGCUCCUCAGGGCAUCAACUCUUCGGCUGCUCCUCCUUGUACACAAGACCAGCAGGAUGAUGAUUCACCAGCUGCUAGAGCACAACUUCAGCAAAGUGACAGCAGCCUGGCUCCUCCAGCUCCCACCCUCGAAGGUCAGCAGGAGUGUCCCAAACCCACUUCUAAGGCAGAGUCUCAACUCGCCAGCAGCUCACCAGCGCCCUCUCCCAACCAGGGUUGUGGACAGGAUCUCAGGAAUUCAGACAAGGAAUAACAGAACGUGUUUCAUUCCAGCUCACAUGCUCAACGGAGAUUAAGAAGCAGUAUAAAACAAAAAAUAAAUAAUAUCUAAAUUGUACUAGAUAUAUGGCAGUGUCCAACAGUGGACAGAGAUAGAAGCCUGAGAACUUUUUUCUCAAACAGAUGAAAAUCCCUUACUCUAGAAAAAAAAUGAAGGCAUAUUAAUAUCUUUGGAUUUAAGAUGUUAUAAGAUAUAUGCAUGUUAUGCAGUAAUUAAAACUUGUAAGGAAGAAUAUGAGUAGAGUUCCCCUUAGUUAGAAAAAAACAUUAUUUAAAGUAAUACCAAAAUAUUAUCUAUGAAGAACCAUAAUUCCCCUUGCUUUCACCUUGAGAGCUGAGCGAAAAGUGCUUAACCAUUCACAGAAAGCUAUUGUAUAAUAAUGCAAAAAAAAUAGUGAUAUGGAGAGAAAAUAGAAAAAUCUGCUAGUGAAACGAAGACUGUGGCCAACACAGGAGUAGAAAGCACAGGGCCACAUGAGCAGAGAAGAAGAAAUAAAAUAGAUGUUUAAGGCUGCUACUAACUUGGAAAACAAAAAAAAUCUUUCUUACGGCAAUGAAACUACAACUUUCAA
Sturnus vulgaris (Common starling) is the source of this 2117-nucleotide messenger RNA. It is a transcript of the gene BEND6, whose product is annotated as BEN domain containing 6. Gene Ontology annotation, cellular component: nucleus. Lineage: Eukaryota; Metazoa; Chordata; Aves; Passeriformes; Sturnidae. Gene Ontology annotation, biological process: negative regulation of Notch signaling pathway; positive regulation of neuron differentiation. Gene Ontology annotation, molecular function: DNA binding; transcription corepressor activity. The record is from RefSeq and is a predicted model, not a curated record.